AUGUAAUAAUAAGAAAUCAACCAUGCACUAAAAAAUCCAUUUUAGCCAAUUUUGAAAAAGGUUUUAAAAGUUGAUGAAGAAUUGGAAAGAUUAUCAUCAGAAACAUUCUAUAAUCCUUUUGAUGUUUUGUAUUUAGGAAUGGAGGCUACAGAUGAAGAUAUUAAGAAAAUGUUUAAUUCUUUCUCAAAAUUAUUACAUCCAGAUAAAUGUCAAGAUCCAAGAGCUAAAGACUGUUGGUAAAUAGUCGAUUAAGCUUAUAAAACUUUAAUGGAACCUGAGAAAAGAAAAGUUUAUAUAAGAAUUAUGAGAGAAGCUAGAGAGAAAACUGAAUUUGAAAGACUUAGAGAAAAUAAAAGAAGAGAAAAAACUGGAGUAGCUCCUUUACCACGUAGAAUUUUAAAUUAAUUUAUAAGCUGAUACUUUUGAAAGUGAUUUUUAAAAAUAAUGCAAGAAUCUAUUUAGUGAAAUAGAAGACAGAAAAUAACAUCUUACUAGAUUAGAAUAAUCAUAAAAGAGAUACAAAUUAGAUGAAUAUGAAAGAAGGAAAAUGUUGGAAUAAUAUAAAGUUUUGACUGAAGAAGAAUGGGAAAAGACUAGAGAUGAAAGAGUUAAUAAAUGGAGAGAAUUUAAUAAUAAGAAAACUGCUAUUGGUACCAAAUAAUCUAAUAAAGUAUUCAUUUCAUUUUCUAUUUUUAGGGUAUCAGACCUCCUACAGAAAAUAUUGAAUCUAGACCACUUGAAGUUAUAACUAAAAGAGGAGAUUUUAAAAAUAUUAAAUUGGAUUGAUC
Molecule: messenger RNA, 788 nt
Organism: Paramecium pentaurelia
Lineage: Eukaryota; Ciliophora; Oligohymenophorea; Peniculida; Parameciidae
Source: the annotation of a GenBank genome assembly